CGCUAGUUCGUUAUGUAGUUUGUUUCUAGUCCUUAUAUAAUAUGUUAAGCGAACUUGACCCAUUUAGUGACAGUAAGUUGUUCGUCAACGCUCGAAAAUGUUGUUCUUGACGAGAAGCACCGUAAGUGGUCUGAAACUGUGUUCCUGUGCUGCAACCAAAGUAUUAUAUGGACGAUUCCUCAGUAAUCAACAAGCAACGAUAGUUACGGAAGUAGGCAAAAGGUCUCCACUCGAUUUGGUGGAGGACAAAAUUGCUCGGCAGGAAAUCCAACCCGAUCCUCAUCAAAAACGGAUCACCGAGGCCUUGCAGAUUGUGUACGACAGUAUUCAAAGGUACAGCCCUCCUGAACCAGUCAGCGGAUUUGGAAAAUGGUUCAGUUUCAAGAAUUCGGAAAAAGUUCAAGCACCCAAGGGCUUAUACAUCUAUGGUAGUGUUGGUGGAGGUAAAACCAUGCUGAUGGAUUUGUUCUACGAUUGCUGUGAGAUAAAUCGCAAAAGAAGAGUACACUUUAAUUCAUUCAUGACGGACGUUCAUACGAAAAUACACGAGAUCAAAUCGAAACAAGUUCGUGAUGUUAGCAGUACUAAGCCGCAGCCGUUCGAUCCUAUCAAACCGGUAGCAGAACUUAUCAGUGCAGAUUCCUGGUUGAUUUGUUUUGACGAGUUUCAGGUCACCGACAUAGCAGAUGCAAUGAUCCUGAAGCGGCUGUUUACGUACCUUUUCGAUAGCGGAGUAAUCGUGGUAGCAACAAGCAACCGGGCUCCCGAUGAUCUAUAUAAAAACGGUUUACAGCGGAGUAAUUUUGUCCCCUUUAUUGGAGUCCUGAAGUCGCACUGUAAUGUGAUCACUCUAGAUAGUGGAGUCGAUUACCGGACGGCGACUUUAAAGGGCGAAGGGACGCACUACUUCGUCAAAACUCAAAUGGAUGCAACUGCAGCUAUGGACAAGCUGUUUAAAGUUCUGUGCUCACAGGAAAAUGAUAUGAUCCGACCGAAGACUUUCACUCACUUUGGGCGAAACAUAACAUUUGCCAAAACCUGUGGACAGGUUUUGGAUAGUACUUUUGCGGAAUUAUGUGAUAGGCCUCUGGGUGCGUCGGACUACCUUCAAAUAGCGCAGUUCUUCCACACUGUACUGAUACGAGAUAUUCCGCAGCUAAAUUUGAAACUGAAAUCACAAACUAGACGAUUUAUUACUCUGAUCGAUACGCUGUAUGAUAAUCGGAUUAGGCUGGUAGUGUCAUCGGACGUACCGUACAAACAUCUAUUUUCUAACGAAGUUCCCGACGACUUACAUACCUCCGACGAGCAUCGCAUGUUGAUGGAUGAUCUAAAAAUCACCAAAGAUUCCCAUGAUGCUAGCUCGAACAUAUUCACCGGUGAAGAGGAAUUGUUUGCAUUCGAGAGAACAGUGUCACGUCUUGCCGAAAUGCAAUCUGCCGAAUAUUGGUCUCUAUGGGAAAAGCACCGGUAAAGAUCCGCUGUUGUAGUAAAUAGAUGUUAAGACGUACUUAAACACAGCAAAAAAACUAGGUGCACAAAUUAAAUUUCGCUUGUUAAUGAAGAUAAAUCAAAUCGACUUAGAUAGAUGCAUGUAAAUAUAUUUAUUUGAA
Molecule: messenger RNA, 1613 nt
Organism: Sabethes cyaneus
Lineage: Eukaryota; Metazoa; Arthropoda; Insecta; Diptera; Culicidae
Product: putative ATPase N2B
Exons: 6
Coding region: 98-1474 (458 amino acids)
Cellular component (GO): mitochondrion; cytoplasm
Molecular function (GO): ATP binding; ATP hydrolysis activity
Source: RefSeq, a predicted model, not a curated record